AUGUCACUCAAAUCCGCGUAUGACGAGGUCUUUAAACGCCACAAAAAAUCAAAAAACAAAAAAACAAGAAUUCUUACCUCAUUUUUCGGCCUUUUAUAUGGAGCUUUAUUGACCAUCGCCCUUUACUAUCUCUUCACGACGCAAUUUGACGUGCAUCCGCAUUCCGCAAAAUGGAUCUUUAGCAUCUUGGGAGUUCCCUUGUCGAUUGGUUGUAGCACAAGUCGCGAUUUGAGAUGCACAAUUUUGCUGUUUUUGCCGCAUUUUUUCAGUAAAAGAGGACGAACAGCACUGCUGGCGUGGGUUUUUGCCAUGAGUUUGACCGGGCCAACGCGGAAUAUCGUCAUGAACAUGGAAGUUUUGGGACAUUCGCUGAAUUGUGCGGAAGAUGAGCUGAAAGAGGCGUUGAAUGCGGUGCUUGUGAUUGUGAAGGAGCCGAUUUUAGCGAUAAAAGAGGCGAUUAGGAAUGUGUUGCAUGAGAUACGGAAGGUAAUUAGGAGAGUUAAGGAAGCUGUGAUGAGAAUUGUGAGGGUUUUGUAUUCAAUAAUUAAUUCUAUUAAAAAAGCGUUCAAGUGGCUUCAUGAUGCGGUGAAUAUUUGUAACAAUAGUAUUGGAACUCCAUUCCAGCGAUGUGAAAAGGUUUUUGAGGAGGCUUUUGAAAGUUGUUUAAAUUCAUCCGUUGCUGUUACCUGGAUGUGCGGAACAAUGGAUAACGCAAAGUACGUUUGCCAUGGCAUCAAAUUCAUGGACCACGUGUGCGAAUUUCUCCUUUUCAUGAAAGAAAAUAUCAUCAACAAACUCACUGACGACAUUCAGGAGUACAUUGAAUCCAUCACGAAGAUUUUCAAGGUUUCUGUUACGAUUGAUCAUCAAUAUUCAUUUAAAACGAAGGCUUCUAAGAAGUAUAAAACAGUUUUAAAGGACAUUUUACAAGAAAUGGAUAAAAAAGCUGAUGAGGUUAUGAGCUGUUUUCGAAUUUCAGUAACGAUUGGACUUGUUUUCUUCAUUUGGAUGUUUUUCAAAGUUCAACGAUAUCGCAAAAAAUAUUUAAAAGAUGAUAGAUUUGAUAAUUUUUACAUAACUCAUCAUGUGAAAAUGAUCGAUAAGCAUUUCAAGACUUUUUCAAAAAAGACUUUGUUACCGUUGAAGGUUCGAGAACGCUCAAAAUACAUCACGCUCCUUUCCUGUCGCAUCGCCAAAUCCGAGUGUCAUAAACUUUUACGAGCAUUCACGAUGCUAUCUUUAAGUACUUUACAGAUACUUGCAACUUUACUUAUCGAUCACUCCCUCUACUGGUUACUGUCAAAAGUGCGUUUUUACGGUAGAAAAAUCGAUCUUGACCCUUCAAAUGAGCCUCAAGAUUUAAUAAAAUUCCAAGUCAAAGGCGAGGGGAUCUUAGCUGACAUGUGCGAAGGCAUUGCCAACUCCUUCAAGGCAUUAACUCGCGUUUCAAUCGACACUGUGCCAUGUCUUCCUGAUGCAACGACACCUAAUUACGCGUUAUACGAGAAAAUUCUCACAAUUCUCGGUGUCAUUUGGAUUUUUUUGUUGCUUGAACCGUAUGGAUUGCGAAUUAGACACAAAAUUUUGGAGUAUUAUUACCCGAGAAGAGCUGAAGAACGAGCGAUAUGGCUUUACAAUCACAUAAUUGGACAAAGAAAAUUGUUUGUGACUCUUGCACGAAGAAAAGCGCGCGAAAAGUUUCUCAAAGAUGAAGCCGGAGCUGAAAAUUAUUAUUGUUGGUUCACGAAAAUGUGGAAAAGGCUUAAGAUAAAGUUCGCUUUCGUCAAGUUUCAGUGCAGUUUGUGUCAAGAAACUUUUACAAAGCGAAUCAUGCUCCGUGACUGCAUCCAAAUCGGCUGUAAAGGACGUUAUUGCUUCCGAUGUUACGAUGCCUUGGAAAAAACAUGCCCCCUUUGCAUGGAUCCUCUUUCGUAUGGCGACAUGAGCGAUUAUUCCGAGGAAUGGGGCUCCACAGACGACGAAGACUUCCACGUUUCGCGUUAUCUGAAGAAUCAAAUAAAGUAG
Culicoides brevitarsis is the source of this 2025-nucleotide messenger RNA. Its product is annotated as DC-STAMP domain-containing protein 2-like. The record is from RefSeq and is a predicted model, not a curated record. NCBI's taxonomy places the organism in Eukaryota, Metazoa, Arthropoda, Insecta, Diptera, Ceratopogonidae. Gene Ontology annotation, cellular component: membrane. Bases 1 to 2025 code for a protein of 674 amino acids. The transcript is spliced from 6 exons.